Aspergillus viridinutans is the source of this 1026-nucleotide messenger RNA. RefSeq lists its product as uncharacterized. The transcript has a single exon. Bases 1 to 1026 code for a protein of 341 amino acids. The record is from RefSeq and is a predicted model, not a curated record. NCBI's taxonomy places the organism in Eukaryota, Fungi, Ascomycota, Eurotiomycetes, Eurotiales, Aspergillaceae.
AUGUGCCACCUCUCGAUCUUCUGGCACAACUGUGACCAUCUCAUCCCCAUGACCCUCACCUGUCCCUUCCAGGAUCUCCCAUCGCACACCAUAGAACCAACAUCAACUGCCCUCCUUGGCGAACCCUGCCCCCUCUGCAGACAGCAAUACCCCCCAAACAAACAAACCCUGACCACCCACCAGAGUCUCCUAACCGCACAAACACUCGCCUCCAUCCUGAAUGCCUCCGUCGCGCAACCAGGCUUCCUAGACAUGGUGGCCAGAUUCUUCGCCCGCGGCGACCACAAACGGUUCGACCAGCCCGGCCCCGAAAAAGCAGUCUAUGACCAAAGCGACGAAUACCUAGACGCCUUGGCAGAGGAGUCCCGGCUAGCCGUACAGACUCUCGACCUAAACCUAUACCUGGACCUAGACCUGGACGAUCUGUGUGAUCUCCCCCCAGCUCCAAAUCCAGAUACAGAGGCGCAGGACGGGCACACAGAGUCGAAUACGUCCACGCCGACGGCGGUAGCAAGCUGGGACGGGUUGAACUGGGAGGGCCGGAAUGUGCACCCCUCGGCAGGGUUCUAUUACUAUUCGACUGGGUCCGGACCGAAAACUGAAACCGAGCAAGCGCAUACGCCUACGCCUGCACCUCAGCAACUGCUGGCAGCCGGACGGACAAGUGAUAUUCCUGCCCACGAAGGCGUCGGCGACGGGAACCGGGACUGGAAUGGAGCCCGGGACCAGCUGCAAGCCGUGACGGAUGUAGUGCCAUAUACGCCUGUCCCUGUCACGAUACCGAUGGGAGUGGGUCACGGCUCGUCUUGUGCUCUUGCGAGGAGGGGAAGAAACCGGCGAGGGGAGUCAAUUGAUCCUUCCUCUCCGCAUGCGCCGCGGAAGAGGUACGAGAUGCCGCGUGCCAUGCUCGUGAGGCGGAUUACGCAGCGGAGGAAUGGGAAGAAGAGGCAGGAGAUGGUGUCGAUUGGGAAGUCACCGCUGGCGCGGGAAGAACACCAUCGCAGGAGGGACAAGAGAGAGGAGUGA